Choloepus didactylus (southern two-toed sloth) is the source of this 4679-nucleotide messenger RNA. It is a transcript of the gene GNG12, whose product is annotated as G protein subunit gamma 12. Gene Ontology annotation, cellular component: heterotrimeric G-protein complex. The record is from RefSeq and is a predicted model, not a curated record. The transcript has 4 exons. Gene Ontology annotation, molecular function: G-protein beta-subunit binding. Bases 483 to 701 code for a protein of 72 amino acids. NCBI's taxonomy places the organism in Eukaryota, Metazoa, Chordata, Mammalia, Pilosa, Megalonychidae. Gene Ontology annotation, biological process: G protein-coupled receptor signaling pathway.
CUCCCGGACUGGAGCAAGGGACGCGGACCCUGGGAUGGGGGCAGGGACGGGAGGAAAUGUCUCCCAGCUUCUGGCAGGCCCGCGGCUGUGCGCCCCGCGCCAGGUUGGAGAGCCCUCCCAAUUCCCCACCCCAAUGUUUCCAGCCGUUUUUUGCGAUGGUGCCAAGCUUUGGGGUAGAGUCGGCAUGUGGGGGCGAGGGGAGCGCCACGCCCCUCUUCGCUACUUUCUUCCGUGAUUCUUUCUUGGGACUAGCCGGCGGGAGCGCCACCUUGGAGCUCGCUUCGCGCUGGGGGUCUAGCGGGGAAAUAGCGGGUCACUGAGAGGAGAACCCAGAUCGCACACCCCACAAGGAACCUCCGAGUAAAGGUUCCAGAGGCUGCCCUUUUGGAAACAGUUUGCAGGUGAUUCAUUCCACCAUUUAAAACGUGAAACAUUGUGCCCCACAAAGUCUUACUGAUUGCGGGUGAAAACAAUCAUUGAAGAUGUCCAGCAAAACAGCAAGCACCAACAACAUAGCCCAGGCAAGGAGAACUGUGCAGCAGUUAAGAUUAGAAGCCUCCAUUGAAAGAAUAAAGGUUUCAAAGGCAUCUGCGGACCUCAUGUCCUACUGUGAGGAGCAUGCCAGGAGUGACCCUUUGCUGAUAGGGAUUCCAACUUCAGAAAACCCUUUCAAGGAUAAAAAGACUUGCAUCAUCUUAUAGUGGGAUAAUCAAACAGUUCCUCGUCUCUUCUCAACAAAGCAAAUUAUGAGCAGCUCCUUGAAGAGAUUUACCUUGAGCUUAUUUGGUAACCACUGCUAAUAACUAAAAUGCUCUUAACUUGGAAUAAUGGACUCUGAAGUCUUUAUUUUCCAAGUUGCCCUAUCUCUUUAAGUACCCUUUCUGAUUUAAUACAAAAUAACUAUCGUGUUUUUUAUUUGUUAACUAUGGUGUCUUAUUGGGUUACUAUUUAGGGAAAAGUUGGUCUGGGUCUUUUUAAAAACACAAUUCUAUAAUUAAAAUAUACAAAUGAUUCAGAUAUGCCAAGACCUAAGUUCUAAAUUGCCUAAGCACCUUUCUAGAUUAAAAUGCCAAGAAUAACUUAAAUCCUAAAACUUCUUAAUUAAUAGUAUUCUCUUAGUAGAGUCUGUGCCAAUCUGUACAGUAUACGGGGGGUGGGUGUUUUGUGUAUAUCUAUAUGCCUUUGUAUAUACACAUAUCAAAGAGCUUAUUUCCUUAUUAAAACUUCUCUCUCUCUGCACCAUCAGUUCCUCAACUCCAGAAGUUAUACCUUUAUCUUGAGCUAUGUAUAGGUAGAAUAAAAGUAUUUUCAUAUAGUUAUUGCACAAAGUAAACAACAUCCUAAAGAUUAUAUUCAUUGUAAUCAAGUAGUGAAGUCAUCUCUCCUGUCUUGAAACCUUGCUGAACUUCUUAGGCUAUAAUAAACUGUGCAAAUAAAAAUUUUUAAAUUGAACUAAAAUGCCCUUUUAUAAUAUGAGCUAUUAAUUCACAUGGGGCCUUGUGGGCUUCAGUGAUCCUGAGACCCUCGGUGAGGACGCUGGGCAGCUGUGUUCCCAGGCUCAUGUUCGCUACUGGAUUAGAGGUAGACACCUCUGAAAUUUCCACCCCAAUGAUUGCUAUGAGACAAACCAGUGAACAUGAGCCUGACCAUAAGAGGAGCAGGAGUGUGUGAAAACCAGCUGCUCUUCUUGGCCCCGCUUUGUGAUUUAGUCCUCUCCCCACUAAAUACUUCACCAUGCAUCUGCUCAACACAAGGGCAUUCUUAUAUUAACCACAGUAUCUUUCCUCUCCUGCUGGAGCAUCUAUUUUCGGAGGGAAUGUUCACCUCCCCAGCCCCAGGUAGGUAGAACAUUGUGGGAAAGAAGCAUCCACACAAAAAACAUUCAAGUGUCAAGACAGUUCACUCUUUUGAACAUCCAUAGUCUUAUUGCUCUCCUGUCUCCAAGCUGCUCUGUGAGGGGCGUGGGCCACCUCGAGAGGCUGGCAUUCAGAGGUUGCACUUCUUGGGCCCAAGUGUUUCAGCAGCUGAGCUUUGGAUUCCUUGCUUUUCCUCUGGGUGUGAUCAUAGCCCUCACAUCUUUGGCAUUUCCAGUGGGGACCCCAAAAGAAGGAACCUCCUCCAGCCAGACGGUGUUUUGACUUUAUCACAGAGGAAGAGAGGGUCCUUUUUAAAAUGCUCACUGAGGUCCCAACCCAUAUCCUAGGCCUUUGAUAUUUUAAGUCAUCUUCAGUUCAUUAAAAGUAACUACUAAUGAAAGAUUUAAAACUUAUUCUUAAAAAGGAUUGAAACCCAAGGAGGAAUUAUUUACAGUGGUUUUCCCUAAUUCUGUACAAUCUGCCCUGCAAUGCAAACCCCUUUUAAAAUCCGUUUGGGCUUUGAGCGUUUUGCUAAUUGUGGGUGAACAAAGGCAGUUCUAUUUUUAAACAGUUCAAAUAUAUUCUGUAUUUCCCCAAGUCACCUGUCUGUCCAGCAUUGUGAACUGCCCUCACUUUUCUGAAACCAUGUGAAAAUCAUGCCGCUGUCCUUAACCUUUUGUUGUCUACUCUUUGGUUCCAUAGCAUGCCCACUUCCCAAGUAAAUGUAGGCACCUGUUUAGGAGAGAUAAAGGUUUUACCUUUCCAAAGGUGAAGUCUGAAAUAAACAUUAAAAGGACAAUUUUACAUUUAUUGCUUCACUUAACAAGACACUUUUUUUAAGUAUAUUUUUCUACUGAUAGUUUUAGAACAUGAAUGUUAUUUUUCACUCUGAUUUCUAACGUUUCUUUAGCUAUUUAUAAUGUAGUUUGUUAUAAAGUAUUUUCAUGAAAUUACUUUUAUUAUGCCAUUAUAUGCACAUUAUUGAUAGCAACCAUAGCUUAUUCUCUAGUACUAAAACAUGCUCUUUUACCUAACAGAAAACAAAUAUGUUUUGCUGUAUAUUUGUUAAUCCACUAGUAAUGGCAAGGAAUCGACCAUUGAGGUACCAGGAGAUUUCAUUUUAUUUUCACUGGCCAGAUAUAAUAAAGGCUGUGACUAUAAAUGUCAGGCAACUUCCUAACCAGGCAUAGGGCAUGUUCAAGAGGAAUGGAUUCAAAUCCUUUGAUGCUGGACCUAAGGGGGAAGGGAAAUUGUAGCUAAAUGUUGAUUUGCUUAUAACCAGAAAUCUGUGUGAGAAAAUAUAAUAUAUGUAUACAUAUAUAUGAUAUGCAGAAGUCACUUUUAUUUGUCAGACUUUAUUCUACUCAUGAAGCCACAGUUGAAUUGUUCUACAGCCAUUGGUUUAUGAUAAUGGGGGAAAAAUGUUCAGUGUGUGUUACUUCUUCAGCUACCACUAUAAUGACACAUACACACAUGCAACUUCUUAACUUCAUUUCCAUGUACCUAUUUAAAUAUGUUCAUUAUACCUUGUCUUUGAUGUUGCUUCUGUUAAUAGUGAUCUCUUUUCCUUUUUUGUUCUUUUAUCUUCAUUAGUUCAUCAUAAAUCUGACCAGUUGAGGCCUCAGCACCAUGGCAAGAUACGCUAGACAAAAUUUCAGGAUUCCAAAGUAUUUCUUAGAAACACAUUUUUUUUAAACAGGGAAAAAACUUUAAAUACCAGGUAGUUCACAAGCUAUGUGUUAUAGCUAAAUAGAUUUUUUUUCCUUAAAAGAAUUGGGUUUUUAAUUACCUUACCUUAUUAAAAUUAAAAAAAAUACUGUAUUUACCUUUUAAAGGAAAGACCUGAUAGGCUUUUGCCCUGUUUAAACUAUUUAUGUAUUUUACCAAUCUUUAAAAUCUCAGAAAAACCUUUAUACCCAUAAUUUAGUUACGUUAAGGCAUAGAUUAGUUUUGGUGGUGAAAGAUGUGCCAAACUUUCUCUUCAGAUGCUUUCUACUCAUCCAAUUUAUAACUAAGAUAGUGUCAUCUGACUGGUGAUUCUGAAUUUUAAGAUAUAUAGGCCCAGGAAGUAAAUGAUAGUACAUGUCAGUUCUUUCUCAAUAAAGUAAAUGUAAUCCUAGACUAUGUUAUGAAUUGUAUUGAUUUUCUUCUAUGGUAGACCUGUUAAUAGGAAAAAUUACAUCGAAUCAAAUAGAAUUAUAUGUACACUACACUAGAGCACUUACCGAGGUCACGUGGCCUGGAUUUUAACCCUGGAUCAUCUUCUAGCCAACGCUAUGGGGUGUGACUUUGGACAAGGCGCUUCACGAACUCUGUGGGUCUCCAUUUCUCCAUCUGUAAAAUGAGGGGUUGGAAGCAGAGGACUGCCAAGACCCCCUUCCUGGUCUCAGAUGCCUCGAUCCAAUGGUCCUUCCCCUCUACUGAUCCUACCAACACGUCGGUGCUAUAAGUUGCUUCAAGUAUGAAAUCAGUUUGUCUGUAAUGUAUGAUCAUUUAAUAGCUUAUGAAAAGGCUUUUUGUUAAAUGGCUUUUGUUCCCCCAAUUUUGUGUAUUUGGUUACUGUAAUGUCUUAUUUUUAGCUGUGUAACUACAAACACAUAUUCUCUUGAUGUCUUGGUAAACUUGUAAUUGCUGUAUAGUUGUUGAGAUCUUGUUAUUUUAUCACAUUCUUUGGCUACUCAUCUGUCCAGCAUCUUAUUAACCUCAACACUGUGAUCAUUGUUUGGAACUCUGUCCUAUGGAAAGAAUAAAAGCAUUUACUUCACAGCUAACAUGUUCACAGAUUUGAAAGAAGUUUCAUUAAAACACCGUUUGCUUUCUUUA